AUUUGAACUAACUAUCACAAAACUUUUCUGAAAAAAGCCACAAUGUUGUUCAUUACCUCCUCUUUUUUCAUCAUGUUCUAUCCGUAGCAACCUCAACGGUCUCUUCAAUAUUCAAUAUUCAAUAUUCUUAUUCACCCAUCUAUAUAACUCACUUCACAUGAUUCUUCUUCCUUCUAAUUUUCAAACUCAUCUAUAAAUAAAACUUACUACACUGCUGGGACAUGUUGAAAGAGAUUAAAUUGAAUAGUAUACUAUAGUGUGUUUUACAACUACCCCUUUUGCAUUUUGGUUCAAAAAUCAUAACUUUUUUGUUCAAGAUGGAGGCUUUAUGCAACAAAGGUGAAAAUUUUCAAAGGAAAAAAUAUGGGUCUUGUUCUUCUCCUUGUUCUGCUACUAAAGGAGUUAAGAACAAGUUGUUUAUUAGUUCUAGUAGUGGGUCGUGCUCCUCAGAUUUGACUGAACAAGAAAAAAAUAUGAAAAGGUCUUCAUCUAUUCGGAAAGCUACUGUUUCCAAAUGCAGCAACUCAGAUGAAAAAGAAAAUGAACCUGUUUCUCAUGUAGAUGAUAAAAAAAUUACUAGUAUCAGUUCUAAAAUUUCUAGAUCAGGAGGAGUAGAUAUGAUGAAGGAAAGGUUUGCAAAAUUACUGCUUGGUGAAGACAUGUCAGGGUCUGGAAAAGGAGUCAGCACUGCUUUGGCUAUCUCAAAUGCUAUUACUAAUUUGUGUGGUACUGUAUUUGGGCAAUUGUGGAGACUAGAACCUGUACCUUGUGAGAAGAAAGAAAUGUGGCAAAGAGAAAUGGAUUGGCUUCUUUGUGUUGGUGAUCACAUUGUUGAGUUAAUGCCUUCUUGGCAAACAUUUCCAGAUGGUAGUAAGCUAGAGGUAAUGACUUGCAGACCAAGAUCAGAUAUUUUUAUCAAUCUUCCAGCUCUGCGUAAACUCGACAACAUGCUUCUUGAAAUUUUAGAUAGUUGCACAGAUAUGGAGUUUUGGUAUGUUGACCAAGGAAUUGUUGCACCAGAUGCAGAUGGAUCAGCCUCUUUUCACAAGAGAAAUCAACGGCAAGAGGAGAAAUGGUGGCUCCCUGUACCUCGUGUCCCUCCUUCGGGUCUCGGCGAGAACUCAAGAAAGAAGUUGAAUCACACAAGAGAAUGUGCAAGCCAAAUACUUAAAGCAGCCAUGUCUAUUAACAGCAUUGCUUUAGCUGAAAUGGAAGUUCCUGAGUCCUAUUUGGAAUCCCUUCCUAAGAAUGGAAGAACUUGCUUAGGCGAUUUCAUUUAUCGAUACAUCACAUCAGACCAAUUCUCUCAGGAAUGCUUGCUUGAUUGCAUAGACCUUUCCAAUGAACAUGUUGCACUAGAGAUUGCUAACCGUGUCGAAGCCGCAAUUUACGUAUGGCGCCGAAGAUCUCAUUCUAGACCGCCACUUUAUCCUAGCCGUUCAACUACAAAGUCAUCUUGGGAGAUUGUUAAGGACUUUAUGGUUGAUGGAGAUAAGAGAGAAUUGUUUGCAGAGAGAGCUGAAAGUAUUCUACUUUCAUUGAAGCAGCGUUUCCCCGGGUUGAGUCAAACUACAUUGGAUACCAGCAAGAUCCAAUGCAACAAGGAUGUUGGAAAAUCAAUACUUGAAAGCUAUUCAAGAGUUUUGGAGAGUAUGGCAUUUAACAUAGUAGCUCGUAUAGAUGAUUUACUAUAUGUUGAUGACUUGACCAAACAUUCAGACAGGUUUCCAUUAGCUCCAAUGGUUAAUAUGGUUUCACAGAAAAAGGUUUCACAACAACUACUAGUGUCUGUCUCAGACACUCAAAACAAAACAACAUUUGGCACACCAAGUUGUUCACCUGUGCCAUUAAUUAGUCCUGCAAAGAGAGAGAGAACACCUUUCAUGAUCAACAACAACAAUAACCACAUCAUUAAACCGCAACGUCGCGGCUUCGGUGUUAAAAGAGUGUUGUCAAAUUAUCUUGGUGGAGAAAUGAAAGGAGCAAAGGUAUUUAGCAACUUAGCUCAUGAGGUGAAUGGUUCAAACAUAAGUUGCAAUAUAACAGAACAAGGGAGUCAGAAAGAAUCAUGUGUUAUGAAAAGCAAGACAAAAUGAUGAGUGAAGAGAUUUUAUGUAACAUUGUUUAAGGCUUUUUUGCACAUUUUAAUAUUGUAUCAUUUAUUAGUAUAUGUUGUUUAUUGAGUUGAAUCCAAUGAAAAAAAAAAGAAGGAAAAAAUAGUAGAAAAGGGUUCAAUUCAUAGGAUCAAUUUGUAUGAGUAGAAGAUUGUAUUGAGAUUUGAGAAUGAGCUCAAUGAUUUGUGAGCUCAAUUAUUCCAUUUUAUUUUAUUCCACAUUAUUGUAGCA
This is a messenger RNA of Cicer arietinum (chickpea), 2345 nucleotides long. Its product is annotated as rop guanine nucleotide exchange factor 7-like. The record is from RefSeq and is a predicted model, not a curated record. Gene Ontology annotation, molecular function: guanyl-nucleotide exchange factor activity. NCBI's taxonomy places the organism in Eukaryota, Viridiplantae, Streptophyta, Magnoliopsida, Fabales, Fabaceae.